Gadus macrocephalus (Pacific cod) is the source of this 3919-nucleotide messenger RNA. RefSeq names its product T-cell acute lymphocytic leukemia 1 (gene tal1). Gene Ontology annotation, molecular function: protein dimerization activity; DNA-binding transcription factor activity, RNA polymerase II-specific; RNA polymerase II cis-regulatory region sequence-specific DNA binding. Gene Ontology annotation, biological process: regulation of transcription by RNA polymerase II. Bases 1104 to 2288 code for a protein of 394 amino acids. The transcript has 4 exons. The record is from RefSeq and is a predicted model, not a curated record. NCBI's taxonomy places the organism in Eukaryota, Metazoa, Chordata, Actinopteri, Gadiformes, Gadidae.
GCGCCGGGGGAGGGCUUUUAUUUUGGUGUGAAUAUGCGUACAUUUAAUUCGCGUUGUGUGGGAUUUUUGUUUUCGUUCUGUUAUUGUCCGAUAGGACGGAUUUCACUCUGAGGAUAAAUAACGGGCCACAGGCCUGUUGUAAAAUGUCCUGCAUUAAAAUGCGCUGGUGGGUUUCCUCAAGUCUGUUUAAAUAUUAUAUUGUCUUGUAAUAUGAUGGAGAUAUCAGGCUGUAAUAACAACGAAUUAGAUCUAAAUGUGUGUUUAUAGGACACCGAUUACAUAGGCUAUGAUUAGCAUACCUUUUGAUGUUCUCUGAAACCCCAUCACAACCAGGCCUCGACCAAAAAUAAAACCUAAAAUAUUUAUACUGUAUUUGCAACAAUGGACCGCAGAUAAGAACCUUCAAUGCAUCCAUAGCUUUAUUAUAUCAGCUUUUACCACCACUGUAGUGCCAAUAGGAGUAAGCUAACGGAUGAUAUUAUAUCUCGACAGAGAACGUAAAUGACGUUAAUAGCCUAAACAGUAUUAAAUCAAUGUCACAUUAUUGUUGCCAAUAUCCAUCAUUUAGUAUUGCUGCAGAGGAACAAUAACGCUCCCAUCGAGAGAGUAUAUUCCAGUAGCCUACAGCCAGUCCAGGGCCAAGUUCACUUUACACACAUUAACGGUCGUUAUGUGUAGCCUACAUUAACAUUUCCAGCCCAAACAAUUCAAUAGAUUCCAUUAUUAUAGGUCAUCGGUAAUACUCGAAUAUUAAACGUAAUCAUAUUGUAUAUUCCUUAACAUAAAGUAGGCAAGACAAUAUAAGCUCGGCCACUUAACAUUAUAGCCUAAACGUGUGGCAUUCUGUUAAUCUUAAAGGGGGGGCGUGGGGGGUCCCUAAACCUUAUCUUUUCCAAAUCGGUUGAACUUAAGGGAACACCCAAACCGCCUUCGCUGAAGAAACAGGCUGCACCGCAAUCUGCAACCUGCAAACGGUCCGAGAGGAGAGAGGCAUUCCACAUCCCGGGACCUGACAUUACAUGAUGUUGACAUCGUUUCGUUCGUUGAAAACCACAAUAUAGGCCUAGGCCUAAUUAUUACAAGAUCCGUUGCAUGCGGGGCUUAUGAGGAGAACAAUGCAUCCAUUCCUAGGAUCUAGGGCUCGUGGGUUUGUGCGCGUGGUGAUGAAAAUGAUGGAAAAACGGAAGCAAGAGCUUUGUCCCGGGAGUCCCGACGUGGCGUCCAGUCCUCGAGAGAAGGAGGACUCCAUCACCAGACUCAAUGGAUGCAAAGCUGACGAAGACUCGAGGGAGGCGGGGGACUUCACCGGAGAGGGGGUUAAGGAGACAGAUGAUGACGUCCCUCUGCAGAACUCGAGCAACGGGACCAUCAUCAUCAUCAACGGCGUUGCCAAGGAAACUGCCUCUCACGACGCCCUUGACCUGAAAAGGGAAGUGCCAGUGAUCGAGCUCUCGAGGAGAGACGCUAUAAAAGCGCUAGAGCAGAGGACGGAGAGCCAUUUGGUGCCGAGCACGGAACUUCGCAGACCUCCCGUGCAGUUUCCGCUACCGCGACGAGACGACGCUCGAAUGGUGCAGCUGAGCCCCAACGCGUUCCCACUGCCGGCGCGAGCGAUGCUCUACAACCUGGCGCAACCUCUCGCCGCCAUCAACAGUCUCGGAGGGGAGUCUGACCAGUACGGCAUGUACCCCAGCAACAGGGUAAAGCGCAGACCAGCGCCUUACGAUGUUGAGUUCGACGAGGGUAGGCGCAUUUUAGAUCUUUAUAAGUAUGCCGGCCAGCCCAAGAUCGUGCGCCGCAUCUUCACCAACAGCCGCGAGCGCUGGCGCCAGCAGAACGUCAACGGAGCGUUCGCCGAGCUCCGCAAGCUCAUCCCCACGCACCCGCCGGACAAGAAGCUCAGCAAGAACGAGAUCCUGCGGCUGGCCAUGAAGUACAUCAGCUUCCUGUCCAACCUGCUGGAGGACCAGGACGGAGGGCGGAACCCGGGCGACGGCGACACGGGGCUAACGGUGGGGCCCCGCGACGGGUGCCCCAUGCAGGGCCCGGACGGCACGGUGGGGGGCCUGAGCCGGGAGGACCUCCUGGACACCAUGUCGCCCGGCUCCAGCUGCGGGAGCCUGCCCGACGGGGACGGGGAGGGCAGCCCCGAGAGCUUCACCGAGGACCAGGAUUCACCGCCGGCGGCCCCCAGGACUCUAGGUUCCACGCGAGGGCCCCCGCUGCACAUGUCCACCCGGGAGCUCCGGCGCAAUGGACGGCCCUUGGACGGAUCCGGGCGGCGAUGAUGGCGGCCCGCCGGCGAAUGCAGACGGCGGACCAGACGCCCCUGAGAGGGGGAGGGGACGGCCGUGAGCGAGGAAAAAGAUGGCUGUCCGACUGGCGUCCGGUCUAGCGGCGCUGGGUGGGGGGGUUCAAGGUGCUGCGCUGAACGUAGGAGCGUUGACCUCGGACACGUUUGAAGAACCCUCAAGCCUUCAAGGUAGAUUAGCAUCGGCCGCGGCGUGGAUAUUUUGCUCAACUUAAAGACUUGUAAAUUCUGCAUGUCAUGCGUCUUUGACCGACCUGCGGAUCAGAACACAUCCGGCGCUCGGAUGUCAUCCAAGUGGAAAUACUGGCUGAUGGCUGUAACUAAAGUAUAUACAAAAGAGAAAGAAAACAAAGUGGGACGACGCAGAUCAUUCACAACCUAUUAUUUUGUGUUUCGUUGUCCCGUGUUGACUAAAGAUUGAGGACCGCUGAAGCGAUUGGGACGGAAAGAAUUCGGGUUCCGUCCAGAAUCUCACCAUUUUAAUUUACGUGUUUUCGAUUUUGCUUCAAUUGAAAUGGUUCGCGAAACACCUAACGCUAAAUAUAAAUCACGCCCAGCACACACGAACAAGCAAACAAAAAUAUAAUAAUAUAAUCCUUGACAGAAAAAAGAAAUAGGACAUGAUUAUGAAUAGCUAGACUCAAUUGCAACUCUUCAGGUAUGAAUUGUAAAUAGCAUUACAUUCCCAUUCUACAAUGUAUAGACAAGAUGUGUACACGAGACCGCAUUCAUUUGCGUCCGGGUUUUUCCCGAAUUGUCUCCUAAGGUAAGGGAAUGCAGAUUGGGAGCGCUCAAAUUGUUCACCAGGCAAUAAGAUUUAUACAUCAAAGUGGUACCAUAAUUGUUUGCCUGUUAGACUUUGGUGAUGAAAUAAUCCUACCACAUUUGGCAACAGAAAGCCAAACACGAUUUCACAGCCUGAAGACAAAUCGUACAAUUUCUAUUGGCUGUGGAGGUACAAGGCCGUGUUUCUUAAAGUGUACAAUAUAUGGGUCAUAGGAACUCAAUAAGUGACUAAGGCCGUCCUUUUUAUAUGAAUGUCUAUGUUUGAGUGUGUUUUUUUUUUUUUUAAUUAAAACUAUAAUACCGUUGUAGUUUAGAAAGGUACACAGAAAAAAUACCCCAUCUAGCAGACACAUAUACAGAGGCACAGACACAUACGCAUUGGCACACGCACACACACACACACACACACAUACACACGCGCGUGCACACACACACACACGGGCGCGCGCACACACACACACACGCGCACACACACACACACACACACACACACACACACACACACACACACACACACACACACACACACACACACACAUACAUACACAAACACACACACAUGGACACACAGUGUGUGUUAGAUCAAACAACACCAGCAGUCUUCUGCCAAAAGAGACAGUUGGGUAUUGCUCCCUUUUCGUCCGUUCUUCUGCCUUUUCAGCAGAGAUUAGUAGCCCAUACUGGUACCUUUGGUCACUAUGGUAUUUUAUGAAAGGGACAUUAUGUUUGGUAAUGGAAUAAUUGUUGUAUGAUAAAUGUAACUAUAAAUAUAUCCAAUGUUAAGUGAAUGAAUUUUAUAUUAAAAAACAUCCAAAUAAAUCA